AUGUACAUGUUUAAUCAUACUGUCAACUCGCGCAUAUUAUUUCCAAUGAUUGAUAACGCAGAAUUCAGUGCCGAUACGUUGCUAGACUUGGGGCAGCAAAUGCUGAUGAACAGCGAUGGUUUUGGAGGAUGCCCACUCCGGCUUGCAUGCUGGGCUACACAGAAGCACAUCGCAGACCCUCGUGCAAUACUCAGUCAAAUUAUCAAUAACAAACUGUUGUCAGCCAUGGUGAACUCCUCGUCAGUGGAAGAUGCUAUGAUCUCAGGGUUACACGGCCGCAGCUGCAGCACCUACAGUCCCUGUCCCCUCCAAGAACACCACGUGCCUCUUCUUAUGAACAACUUGGCUAUGCUUACUAACACGCCAGAUAUUUAUUGA
Arctia plantaginis is the source of this 378-nucleotide messenger RNA. The record is from the annotation of a GenBank genome assembly. NCBI's taxonomy places the organism in Eukaryota, Metazoa, Arthropoda, Insecta, Lepidoptera, Erebidae.